Molecule: messenger RNA, 1359 nt
Organism: Trichoderma virens Gv29-8
Lineage: Eukaryota; Fungi; Ascomycota; Sordariomycetes; Hypocreales; Hypocreaceae
Exons: 3
Coding region: 1-1359 (452 amino acids)
Biological process (GO): 'de novo' NAD+ biosynthetic process from L-tryptophan
Cellular component (GO): cytoplasm
Molecular function (GO): indoleamine 2,3-dioxygenase activity; heme binding; metal ion binding
Source: RefSeq, a predicted model, not a curated record
AUGGCUCAACUAGUUCCGCCUCUGUCGGCCUAUGGGUUGUCCAAGGAUUGUGGAUUUCUCUCCUCGGCUCCAGUGCCAGCGCUGGCAGAUCCCUACUACGCCGAAUGGGAGAGUAUUCUCGCCCGUCUCCAGCCUCUCCUUCAGAAUGGAGGACUUCGUGCAGCUGUCGAUGAUUUACCAAUUCUCUCCACGUUACUGUUACAGACUGAGUUACAAUGGAAGAGGGCAUAUCUCCUUCUAGUCUCAAUGUUGCAGGGUUACGUCUGGAGCGGUGCGGAACCUUCCGAACGCAUCCCGCCUUCAAUCACAAUCCCCCUGAAGCAAGUCUGUGAGCACCUGGAACUACCUCCAAUGGCCACCUAUGCUGGGUUUUGUCUCUGGAAUUAUGUACCAAAUUGCAAAAUUGGGUCCCUGAGUGACCUCUCCAACUUAGGGUGUGCAGUAACAUUCACGGGUACUGUAGAUGAGCAUUGGUUUUACAAGAUAUCAAUGGCCAUAGAAGCGUAUGGAGCACCCAGCCUACAAUCAAUGUUGGAAGCAAUUGAAGCAGCACAUGUCGGGCAUAGCCAAGUGGUUACUGAUCGCCUGAACCAUCUCGCUGAAACGAUAGAUGGAAUAAUUGCUAUUCUACAGCGAAUAUAUGAAAGCUGUGAUCCCCGAGUAUUUUACCAUCAAGUGCGACCUUACCUCGCGGGCAGCAAGGGAAUGGAAAAUUCAGGGCUACCCAAUGGUGUGUGGUACGAUGAUGGCAGCGGUCACAUAGAAUAUCGACAAUACGCUGGCAUUAGCAAUGCUCAGAGCUCAUUAAUCCAGUUUUUUGACAUAGUCCUUGGCAUAGAACAUCGUCCAACUGGCAUCAGCAGCACUACUUCAAAGCAAGAGGCCAAAGGGCCCCAGCCACUUCAGCAUAACUUCAUUCACGAAAUGCGGAAAUAUAUGCCUGGACCUCAUCGCCGUUUCCUGGAAGACGUUGGCAAGGCCACAAAUAUCCGAUCUUUUGUCGAGAGUCGACGGUCUGAUCAUGCACUAUGUAAUGCGUAUGACUCCUGCCUUGAAAUGCUGUGCAAGUUAAGGGACAAGCAUCUCCAGGUUGUUUCCCGCUAUAUCAUUGUUGAAUCGCGGAAAUCAAUGAUGACUGAGAAUCCGGCUGGCGAUACUGCAUUGCCACCAGCUCUGAUAAAUCCCGAUGCAGAGAGCUCAAAAGAUGCUAUUGGCACUGGUGGCACGUCGCUGAUGCCUUUCCUCAAACAAGCACGUAAUGAAACCACAGAGCCAUCAAGGAUCUACUGGGGACUUCAACGCACCACCAAUACAGCACAGAUAAGUACACCCCUACAAGCGUGUACAGUAAUUUGUUAG